Molecule: messenger RNA, 8866 nt
Organism: Tympanuchus pallidicinctus (lesser prairie-chicken)
Lineage: Eukaryota; Metazoa; Chordata; Aves; Galliformes; Phasianidae
Gene: SLC45A1
Product: solute carrier family 45 member 1
Exons: 11
Coding region: 3532-6051 (839 amino acids)
Biological process (GO): transmembrane transport
Cellular component (GO): membrane
Molecular function (GO): sucrose:proton symporter activity
Source: RefSeq, a predicted model, not a curated record
GUUGGCAAGCAAAUUUGCUGGGAAUUGUAAAACCUGGACCUUUUUUGUGGCUGCUUGUGGCACUGGGAUAUUCUGCUCCUGGGAAUUUGCAUGCCUCUGACCCCAGGAAGUCUCAAGAUAUCCACAAAUUAUUAGUAUAUAAAUGUUUCUUAAGGAAAUUCAGCAGAAAAGUCUCAGAACCACUGCGUCCUGUCCUGUCAGUUUGCGUGGGGGCUUCUGCUCUUCCUUGUUAAUAAGAGGCUGAAGUGACAGCAAAUGUGGGUGAAUUCUGGUGUUUUACAGAAACUUCUCUGCUGUCUGGGCAGUGUGUGGGGAUCUGGGGAAGGGAGCAUGACCUGUGUGGAUUUCUUUUUUUCAUAGAAGGUUACUUUAUUACAAAUAGACACAUGUAACCUGGAUUUUCCUUUCCAGGGCUUCACAAAUGCUGUCAGGUUUUUUGUGUCUGUAUUUAACACUUUUAGCCAAGCAAAGUGAUCUGAUUGUGGUUCAACUCCCCUCAGUGUUGCAGGCUCAUCAUCUUUAAUGUGCAUUUUAGCCAGGAGGGAAAGGAGCAUUUGGUGCUGUGGAAGCAGUGGGUGUUGGAUCCCUGACAUAACAUGACAGCUUUUCCUGUAUUGCCCACAGCAUCACUCAGGAAAUUGCUUCUCAAAAAGAUGCCAGCUCCCUCUCCCCUGGAGUCAAAGCAAAAUGUAUUUUAUUUUUUUUUCCUGACACUUCCUCACUCUUUAUUAACUCUUCUUUGUUAUUGCUGAAAUGGAGACAUCCCAAGGGCCUCUGAGCGUGGUGAUGCUUUAGAUGAAAGGAGACCUGCUGUGGAGCAGCAUGUACCAGAGCUCCAACGAGAGGCCCCUGGGUGCUCACCUAGGAGAGGGGGAGUGCAAGCAUGAAUCACAGGUGGUAGAACUGGGAAAGCAGCGGUGUCAGCACGGUUAUUGCUUGAAUCACUCUUAGCUAGCAGCCGGUCAGCUGGCAGAUGGUUGCAGCCUGAAGUGAAAGCUUAUAACUCACCAGCCAGCAAAUAGUCCCAAAAGUGAAUAUCUGCAUUUCGUCAGCAUUUUGUAUUGUCUUUGUGAAAAAUGGUAUUCAUCUGCAGGUAACUGGUUGUGCUUCAGUUUCCUGUGGCUUCCUGUGCAUUCAUCUGUGUUAGGUCAGCUCAGCUGCUUUAUAAGCUUGGAAAUGUUCUUAAAAUCUAAUGAGUUUGCAGUGUGAAAGAGUACUAGUAGAUCUCAAACAGCCAGACCUGUGAGGCUUUCUACCAACCUGCUCUGCUCAGCAGUGGUGCAGCCACACCUGGAGUUCUGUGUCCAGAUCUGGACCCCCGUGUGCAAGGGAGACCUAGACAUACUGGAACAUCCAAAAAGACCACCAGGACGAUCAAGGGACUGGAGCACCUCUCCUCUGAGAUGGGGCUGAGAGCUGGGACUGUUCAGCCUGGGUGAGGCUCAGGAGAAGGGAGAUCUUAUCAAUAUCAAAUGAAGAGUGCAGAAGAGCCUUACUAUUUUCUGUGGUGCCCACUGCCAGAACAAGAGGCACUGGGCAUAAACUGGAACACAAAAGGUUCGGUCUAAACAUCAAGAACCACUUCUUUACUGUGCAGGUGAUGGAGUACUGGCAGAGGCUGCCCAGAGAGGUGUGGAGUCUCCCUGUGCUCGGUGUGAUAAGCACCACUUUAACGGAGUCUUUUCCACUUGCCUGAAGGAAAGCAGUAGCAUAAUGCUCAGUGAUGCAGCAGGUGUUUCAAAAACCCUGCCAGCACAGGGAUUACCCCUUUACCUCCAUAAGCAUGUAGUAGAAUUUCAGAAAAACAACUGCCUGGGAAUAAACAUUAUUGGAGAGACUUCCUCGGAUAGUGUUUUUGUGACCAGACUCUUAUGGUCUUGUUUCUAUUCUGUCCCUAAAACAUGAGAGCAAGGAGCAGAUCAGCAUAGGAAAUACAGCUGGAAGAUAUGCCUGUUUUGCUGUGGAGGAAUCAUUUACCUUUGCACUGCUCACUUGCUUCUUGUAUUCAGAUUUACCAUGUCCUACAUGGGAACAUUCCUCUACCAUAGCCAUAGCAUUCAGGAGGAGCUAAUUAAGCAAUUAUGUUAUCAGGUGAUGGGAGUCAAAAUCUCAUCUACGCAGUGCAUGGACUUAGCAGUCUGACUCAUUGUAGUUUAUGACUUACUAUUAUGUAAUCGGUGCGUUGCUCCAUAGGUGCAUGCUGUGCAAAACAGAAGUAAACAGCUGCUCUGCCAUCUGUGUUACACAUAUGGAGGUCAUGACUUCGGUCAGCUGGCCGUAGAGAAAGGUGACAACAGGCUCCUGAUCAUCAGCUGUGAGUGCACAUACCACAGUUGUUUUUGUGGCAGUCGCUAAUGGCAGAAUCCACAGCAGUGCUGUCAGUAUAACACAAGACCAGGUGUUACAUAACACGGGGUACCCCAAAACCCUAUAUUGAAGUGUGGAAGAGGGUGCAGUGUGCUCAGCAAGACAAACUUUGUGCAGUGAGAUUAGAGCAGAGCGUAAUGCAGAAAAUGCCACUGUUGAAUUGAUCUGUUCUCAUAGUGGGAAUUUACAAAAUGCUGGAACAGAGUGGCAAGAGAAUGACAAAAUGUCUUUUGGCUUGGUAGAACAAUGUGAUUUUUAAAUUGAAAGAGAUACUAUAACUCUUGUUAGAGUAUGUUGUUUCCUUCCCUUUCAUUGACAGUACAACAGAAGGUAUUGGUUCAGGUUCAUGGACUAGAUUUGGUAGCAAUAUUUCUCCUUAGGCUUGAGAAACUGUGCAGAGGUGGGUAUGGAUGACUCCCUCUGCCUCUCUUGUCUGAUAGGCAGUCAGUAUGGAUGGAAGAGGCUAAAUUAAAAACAGUAAAAGUAGACUUUCUGGUUUUUCUUGAUAGCUGGUAUAAAAGACAGAAGGGAGCAGUCUGUGCGUUGCAAUUAACAUGCAGUGCUAUUGCAGCUCAUCCUGUAAUGCGAUAUAGAUAUUAUCUCAGCAUGGAAUUGAACACUGCACUGAGUCAGGAACACAGAGCAGUGUUGGGUUUUGAAGAAAGUAAUUGACCUUAGAGACCUGGUGAGUUUCUCAUUUCCUCUGUGGUAAACACAAGGAAGUGGGGGAGUACUUCCCAUAGGCUCCCAAAGUCAAUUUAUACAAAGUACACAGUCAAUUAUAAAACACAGUCUCAAUAAAUGCAUAGUAGGAGGCAGGCACACCUCCCAUCUUCCUGCAGUGCCCUUGAUAUCAGUGCCACACUGACUUUCUUGCAUGAACGUGGAAUCCCCUGCAUGUGUGUGUAUACUGAGCCACUCCUGAGCCCAGCUGCUAUAGAACACAGCCUGCUGCAGCACCUCUGUGGUGCCACUUGCGUGCAGUGCCAUGCCUGUCCCACCAAAGGCAGUGCUGGUGUGAUGGGCCUGCAUGGAUCAAUAGAUGGAUCAAUAUUAGCUGUGCUUGUAUGGAACCAGGUGUUGUAGGAGAAGAUUAGAAGUCUGAAUUGCACAAAUAACUCCUGGUAGCCAAGAAAGCUUUGAUCUUGAUAAUGACUGGAUGCAAUGGCCGGAAGCUGUAGCUUACAGGAUUCAUACAAGAAACAAGGAAUCAAGUUCUUCAGUGUAGUACAUGUGGAAAGGAGACUUCAUUUGGAUUUGGCAAUGGAACAAAAGCAUUCGCGUAUCUGGACUGAAUCUCGUAAAAUCACCGAGCAUCCUGGGCUGGGAAGAACCAUGAGGAUCACAGAGUCCAACUCCCAGCUCCACACAGGACAACCUAAGAAUGAAGCCAGCCUCUCAGCCAUGAUGAUUCCACCAUCUGCAACACCUGCUGUCAACGAUGCUGCACUUUUGCCAAGUGUGGCUUCUCAGGAAACAUGGAGGUCACAGGUUCCAGGCUAUCCUGGGUCAGUCACACAGCACCUAAGUCACCGGGCUAAUAACUUCAAGAGACAUCCAAAAAGGAGAAAAUUCAUCCGCCCUUCGCCACCGCCACCACCAAAUACUCCGUGUCCUACUGACUUGAUUGGCUUUGGGGAUCUCCAGCCUCAGAGAUCUUUCCUGGAACUCCUGUUUAAUGGGUGUAUUCUCUUUGGGCUUGAGUUUAGCUAUGCCAUGGAAACAGCCUAUGUUACACCUGUGUUGCUUCAGAUGGGGCUGCCAGACCAGCUGUAUGGAAUGGUGUGGUUCAUCAGCCCCAUACUAGGGUUCCUGCUGCAGCCUUUUCUGGGGGCCUGGAGUGACAGAUGCACAUCAAGAUUUGGCAGGAGAAGACCUUUCAUUCUGGUCUUAGCAGUAGGUGCAUUGCUCGGGCUUUCGCUUAUGCUGAAUGGCAGAGAUAUUGGGAGUGCCUUGUCUGACACUGUGAAUAACCACAAAUGGGGGAUCGUUCUUACAGUCUGUGGUGUUGUCCUCAUGGACUUCAGUGCAGAUUCAGCAGACAAUCCCAGCCAUGCCUAUAUGAUGGAUGUAUGCAGCCCAGUGGAUCAAGACAGGGGCCUCAACAUCCAUGCUUUGUUAGCAGGUCUUGGAGGUGGCUUUGGUUAUGUUAUUGGAGGAAUACAUUGGGAUAAAACCAGUUUUGGAAAAGCUGUGGGAGGGCAACUGCGUGUCAUCUAUGUCUUCACAUCAAUAAUACUGACUAUCACUACUGUGCUGACUCUAAUUAGCAUUCCAGAAAGACCCCUAGGGUCAUUUAGCAGGAAGAAAAAGGUGAUGAAGAGUCCAAGUCUUCCUCUCCCUCCUUCUCCACCUCUCUUUGAAGAGGGUGUAAGUGAAAACUUUGCUUCUCGUAACUCAGCUCACUUAUAUGCAAGUUUUACAAGCCCCGUUUCUCCCCUCAGCCCACUCACACCUAAGUAUGGCAGUUUUGUCAGCAGAGACAAUUCCUUGACAGGAAUUAACGAAUUUGCAUCGUCAUUUGGGACUUCAAAUAUUGACAGUGUGCUUAUAGACUGUUUUACAGGUGGGCACAGUAGUUACUUAGCACUUCCAUCUAGCUUGCCCAGGCAGCCUGUCAGUGUCAGCUUUCCUCGGGUGCCAGAUGGUUGUUACCAACAAGAAAAUGGAAUUCUGGAGCAAGGGGAGAGGAGCAUAACUGCGGGUCCUGAUGGAGAGGCACUGAGGGUGGGCUCCUUGGAUGCCAUAAAGCCACGGUCGUCAGGCAUCCUGAAAAGACCUCAGAGCUUGGCCAUUCCAGAUAUCGUAACAGGACAUUGUCCAGACAGUAGCAGAAGAAGAAAUGUAACUUUCAGCCAACAGGUUGCUAAUAUCCUGCUGGAUGGUGUUAAGUAUGAGAGUGAGUUGAAUGGAUCAGGUGAGACCUCCGAGCAGCCACUCUCCAUGAGACUUCUUUGCUCAACCAUCUGCCACAUGCCCAGGGCUCUUCGUAACCUCUGCAUCAACCACUUCCUAGGAUGGCUCUCAUUCGAGGGGAUGUUGCUCUUCUACACUGACUUCAUGGGAGAAGUAGUGUUUGAAGGGAAUCCAAAAGCCCCUCACAACUCAGUUGAGUAUCAGAAGUACAACGCUGGGGUCACCAUGGGCUGCUGGGGAAUGUGCAUCUAUGCAUUCAGUGCUGCUUUCUAUUCAGCUGCACUGGAGAAGCUGGAGGAGCGGUUCAGCACACGGACGCUGUACUUCAUUGCAUAUUUGGCCUUUGGGCUGGGCACAGGGCUGGCCACGCUCUCCAGAAACAUCUAUGUAGUCCUGUCACUGUGCACGACCUACGGCAUUCUCUUUGCCACGCUCUGCACGCUGCCCUACUCCCUACUCUGCGACUACUACCAGAGCUGUGAGUUUGCAGGCUCGCACACGGAGGGCACACGGCGUGGGAUGGGUGUUGACAUCUCCCUGCUCAGCUGCCAGUACUUCUUGGCGCAGAUCCUGGUGGCCCUGGCCAUGGGGCCACUGACGACAGCUGUGGGCAGCGCCAGCGGCACCAUGUACUUUGCCAGCCUGGUGUCCUUCCUGGGCUGCCUCUUCUCCUCUCUCUGCGUCAUCUAUGAGCCAACCCUGUCUGCUGAGGAGCUGCCACCCAACGAGGAGCGGAGCCCACUCCUUCCCUGUGUGCAGGACCAAUAAAUGGGAGAAGCUGCUGCAUCCUUGGCUACCUCACUUGCACCAUUCUUGUCCUCAACCGUCAUGGUAAGGUGGGCUCGUGUGCCCUUAGGAUGGCAGCGACUGGAGGUGGGCUGUGGGUGACUGUGCUGGCAGUGGGCACAGGAAGCCACAGAAAAGGUGUGUGCCAGUUUCACUGAACUUUCCCCUGCCUGCAGGAGGGCAGUGCCUGGCACUGUGCAUCUUUCACAAGUUGAUAAAGGCUGAUCUAUGUUUCCAGGACUUGUGGUCACAGCAGUGGGAACCAUUGGUGGCAUUGUGGGACCUUCCCUCCAACUGCCAUACAGUGCCAUUUUUCCUCGGGGGCACAAUGUUUCCUUGACCUGAGGUGGGGGACCCAGAAGACCAGUGCUCAGGCAGGUGGAUCCCGAUUCCUCGGGUGGCAGUGAGCUGUGGGGCUCCGUUGCUGUGGGAGGACCAGGGCCAUGGUGUGCCACCAGCUUUGCGAGCAGAAGUUGCCUGGCCCUUGGUUAUUGAGGGCUACAACUCCUACUCCUUACUCAGGGGGCACGUGGGUCUCACCUUCCGCAUGUUAGACCUGACCCUGGCCUGGCUUUUCAGAACUUCGGAGCAUAAUGCAAGUACUCUGAAGGCCCAUGGCUGGGCUUCCGUGUGCACCGAGCUCCAGCCAGCAGAACUGCUCCAAGGAGCUGCUGUGGGAUGCGACUGGCUCCAAACCCUGCUCUGUAAGUUCUGACUGUGGUCCACAGUGAUGGUUCCUGAUCUGCACAUACUUCUACGUUAGGCUUUGACACUGUAACGGCUUACGUUGAGUUAGCAGGAUGGGUAGGAGGGGGUUUUGUGAGCCAAGUUUCCUUGGGUAGGAGUUUAUUCUCACAAUUAGGUUAAGAAUAGAAGAGAAAUCAUUUAUGUGAAAGCCAGAAGCCACUGGCACAUCAUCCGUAUGUUUCGUACAGUUGUACCUUCUGACGUUUUAAAAUCUGCUUAGGAAGUAGUGAUUUGUCAGCUGGAGCUACACCUGCAUACCUCUGUGAAACUGCUGAGACUUAUUACUUGGACUGGAGGUGUUUUGUUACUUGUGGAAACUCUUAAUUAUUCUGGCUAUGGAAGGUAGUAAAUGCCUGAGAUCUUACACAAUUUGCAGGUAAUCUCUACAGUCUUUCAAUUGAAGAACAAAAGUGAAAACAUGUAAGCUAGAACCAUUUAUAGGAUUCUUGUCAGUCUGCGUUCACAUUCCAGUAGGAUGCAAAAGUUCCCCAUGGCAGAAGAGCAUUCUAGUGCUCAGGAGUACUGUGCAGGCACCCCUUUAGAGGCUCUUUUUGUUCUUAUCUAGUAGGGACAGAGGCAGCAGUUUUUCUGGAAGUCCAUUCCUUUUUCAGUGAGUUUUCUUGACUGUUCACCUAAGUUUAUUUUUAUGCGUGUUGUGCAAUACCAAGAUGAAAUAACUUGCAUAAUCUUUAGCUGUUGUGGUGCACUAUAGUGCUUAAAACAAUGUAUGUAAGAACUUUUCAUUUUUACUAUCAGCUCCCUGCUUUUUUUUGUGAUCAGUUCUAUGCUAUUUGGUAUUUACUUCCCUGGAGGAACGCUUCUGAAGUUAUGAAGCCAAGCAUUCAGAGACAGAGGGUGUCAGACUGAUGACUGUUCACCUUGACCCCAUCUAUUCUGGCUGGGAAAGCAUGGCUCCCUGUCCCACCUGCAGGAACACCUGUGUCAUGCAGCUUUCAUUAUGGGACAUCUUAUCCCAAGAAUGUUUGGGAUGAAACUCGACCUGGUGUAUGAGCAGCACGUUUGGCACUUCUGAGUGCCUCAUUUCCAACAAUCUAAAGAGAUGACUGUGGGAAUUUUUUUGGUCUGCUGUGUAACCUUCAAUUCUUUGUCUUAGCAAACUUAUGAACUCAAAAAUGAUCGUUUUGUUCCUAUUAAAGGGGUGUUUAGUUCUCAAAAUGUUUUCUCCUUCUAAGUUUUGUAGACAGUAUUGUUGCACUGAGUGGAUUGUGAACGCUUUCCUUUUCUACAUAGCUGGGAUUUCAGAUGAUUUAGUUGCAAACAAGGAUGUUUAAAGAGAAAAACAGUAGAAGGAAAAAAAAAUCAAUGUAUUUAUCAAGCUGUAUGUCAAUAUGUAUAUAUCAUUGUAUCUUCCAGCACUGGAACAGGCUCCUCAGAGCAGUGGUCACAGCCCAACUGAGGGAAUUCAACAAGCAGCUGGACAGGGCUCUCAGACAAAAUGUUUGAAUUUCAGGUGGUGCUAUGCAGAGCCAAGGGUUGGACUGAAGGAUCCUUGUGGGUUUCUUCCAACCUGGGAUAUUCUGUUAUAUUUGAUGGUCGUGUUUGUUGCUCCUCCCUCUGUAAAUAAGAGUAGGAAAUACAUCUACAUACAGUUAUAAAACUACUGCUAUGCUGAAGUGCAUUGCACAGUUGAAUAUAUGUAACAUUCUCUAUUUUAAACUCAACAUCAGUGUGUCUUAAUUUGGGUAUGCAUUAGUUGUUGGUGUCCAUGAUGCAGAAUUCCUUGGAAGUUGCACUAAAUCCAUAAACACAAAACAACAACAAAACCAGGAAUUACUUAUUUGCUUGGUCUUCUCCUUUGUCAUACAUGCUGUGUUUUACAGAAAUUACUGUGUGGUCACUGCUGAACUGAGCUGCAAUACGAUGUUUACUUUUUGGAAUGUACUCUUCAAAUUGUCUAAAGCUGUUGGCUGCUGGUAGAAGGAAGAGGGAAGAGUUGAGGAAAGAAAGCGGUAUCAUGCUGUGCCAUAGUUUAGACUUUAUAAAGUUUAAUGAUAAUGACUUAAUAAAAAUUAAAGGUUGCUUAAUGGAA